AUGGCAGAAAAUUCUAAGAUAAAUAAUUUAAAAUACUAUAUUCAUUGGUUGGAUAAUUCGAUAUCUGAGGAACAUAUCAAAUAUUAUAAAUAUUCAGACUUUACAAAUAUUCAACAAAUAGGAAAAGGAGCAUACGGAAUUGUUGUUCGUGCUAAUACAACUCAUCAAAUAAAUGAGUAUUAUUCUUUAGUUUUGGAAUAUGCCAAUGAUGGUACAUUAAAUACUUACUUAAACAAUCAUUUCGAUGGACUUGGUUGGAAUGAUAAAUAUCGUUUAGCGUUGCAAUUGGCAAGUGCCGUAGAAUUUUUGCAUAAAAAAGAGAUUAUUCAUCGUGACCUGCAUGCAAACAAUAUACUUGUACAUCAGAAUAAUAUUAAAUUAGCAGAUUUUGGACUAUCAAAAAAAAUUGCUGAAGCAUCGAGUAGUGCAUCAAGAAUACUUGGUGUAAUACCUUAUGUUGAUCCAAAAAAAUUCAAUGAUCAAAAUAAAAAUUAUAAAUUAAAUGAAAAAUCUGAUGUAUAUAGUAUUGGAGUUUUAUUGUGGCAAAUUUCAAGCGGGUGUGAACCAUUUAAGAAUAAAGGUUAUGAUUAUGAUGCAAGCUUAAUGUUGUUCAUAUUAAAAGGUAAAAGAGAAGAAAUGAUUUAUGGAACACCUGUUGAGUAUAAUAAAUUAUAUACAGAGUGCUGGAAAUAUGAACCAAAUGAACGUCCAAACAUGCAGGAAGUUGUUUCAGCUCUUAAAGCAAUAAUUUCUCCAAACCAAAAUGAUACAUUUAUUGAUAAUAUUAAUAAAAGGAAAGAACCCGAAAAUUAUAAAUCAGUUUCAAAUUUAAGUGAUAGAACUACAGAUCUAAACAAUGAUUUAAUAAAUGUCAAAUCAUUAAAUAUUGAUGGAUAUGAAAGCGAGUUAAAGGCGAAAUCUGAAUAUAACCCAUCAAGUGCAUCAAAUAAAGCAGGAUCAUCGAUGGACGAUACAUAUUAUUAUAGAAAUCAAUCACUUCUCAAACCGGGAAAAGAAAAUUUUACAAAUAACGCUAAUGAAAAGGAAAACUUGGAAAAAUAUAAGUCAACUUCGAAACUAAGUAAAGGAACUAUAGAUAUAGUAGUAAAUAAUGAUUUAAUAAGUGUUCUUGGAUCUUUAAAUAUUUAUGAUGAACACAAAAGCGAGAUAAAAGUGGAGUUUGAAAAUAGUUCAUCAAGUACAUCAAAUCAAGCAAUAGAACCAUCAACAGAGGAUGCGUGCGUUUAUAACAACCAAUUACUUUUCAAACUAGAAAAUGAAGGAUUUAUUACACCGGACGAAAAAGUAAAAGAGCUUGUAAAGGAAUUGACUGAACCGAAAUUUUUAUAUGCUCUAAAAUUACUUUUUGAAAAUUUGAAGAAUGAUUUUUCAUCCCAAGUCUUAGUAGGUUCAUUAAAAUCAUUAACCAAUCCUACUCUAUUUGAUUAUUAUUCAGAAGAAAAUGUGGUGAGAUUGGAAUUACAUUUACGAGUCUGGAUAGCUGUUUUAGAGCGUAUACAAUUUUCAAAUUCACCAAUAGUCCUAAGUAAAGAUCUUUUAGAUAAAGUUUGCAAUUCUCUGGCAAAAUUUGUAGAAAUUUAUUAUAAAACAAUACAAGUUAUUGAUAAAUCAAAUCUCAAUCAACAAAGGAAUAAAAUGUACAACUAUAAUAUUGAUUUUUUAUUAAUUUACUUGCAAGAUAUGCUAUAUAGUUUACGUGAUGACAUAACUUGGUUUAAAGAACUUAUAAGAAGAAUUAAAGAUUUGUUAAAACCCAUUUUAAAUAUUACACCAUCGUCUCAAGCUUCUAUUUCAGAUGAAAAUUAUUCAAUUGAGUCAAUGAUUGUACAAUUACGCCAAGAUUUAAGUUUUAAAUAUUCAGUACCAUCCUAUUAUAUUGAUUGGAGAAUUAUGUUAAUAAUUCAGCAUAAUCUUUUUAUUUGGUCUGAAGAUUCUGAAAAAAUAAUUAGUAAAAAAUAUGCAGAAAUGAUAUUAAUAGAAUAUAUUUGGAGCUUUUUAGAAAAAGAAUGGACCAAUGUUGCUGAUAAAUCUGUUUUAGAUUUUCAAGCGAUAUUUGAUAUAGUAUCAGAUAAAUUUGCAAAAACAUUAAAGAAUACUGGAAAUUUCCUAAAUGAUUUUACAAGAAAUGAACCUCUUGUAUUACCACAUACUUUGUGGUUUGGGCUAUUAGAUCUUGCACAAAAUCUUAUUCAAAAAACUACUCAAACAUCCACAUAUGGUCUUUGUUAUUAUCUGGCAAUUGAAUCACUUAACAAAGCUCCAAGCAACUUCAUUCAAUUUAAAGUAAUUGAAAUGUUAUUACAUUUAUAUAAUGUUGAUGAACAGAUGUUUUCAAUAAUUGAAGAUGAUUUUGAUCAAUAUAUACGAAAAUUAAAUGAAAAUAAAUCUGCAGAUUUUUCAGAAAAAUUCCAAAAUUUAUUAACUUUUGUUAAAGAAAAAUAUUUUGAAGAUUCUAAAAUUUUAAAUGACAGUAUAGGAAAAGGGGAAGAAAAAGGAAGAAGUUUAAAUCAAAAUAAAUGUAACAUUAUAGAUGUUAUAGCAGAUGAAAUGACAUGUCCAAUUAGUAAUGAACCAACAGAUCAAUUAUGUAUUUUAAAAUGUCAACAUAUAUUAUCAUUGAAUAAAUUAAAAAAUUUAAAACAAAAUAAAUGUCCUAUAUGUAGAGAAAAACUUGAAAAAAAUAAUAUUAGAUAUUUACCACAGAAUACUGUUUAUAAAAAUUUGUAUUUACAAUUCUUUGAAGCUGGACAUAUUUUACCAACUAUUGAAUUAGAAAAUUCAGAACAAAUAACAAAUGAUCAAUAUGAUAGUGAUUCAGAUAAUUCAGAAGUCGAUCUUAUUUUGACAAAAAAGAAGAAAUUUAUGAAAGCAAUUAAAUUAAAUUCAAAUAUAUUAUCAUCAAUAUUUUCAAAAGUUUCAAGAAAACAACAUCCAAUAUAUAAAAGCAUUAUAAAAGAAUUAAAUGGAAAAUAUUAUCGAAAAGCUGAAUCAUUGUGUAAAGAAUAUUUAGAACUUUUUCCUAAAAGUUAUUCUGUAAGAUGUAUUUUAGCUUAUAUUUAUAGAUGUCUUAAUAAUUAUGAACAAGCACAUUUAUAUUUAGAAGAAGCUAUUAAAUUAAAACAAAAACAACCAAUUGCAUAUUUUAUUUAUGGAGAUAUAUUUUUUUGGGAAGGUGAAUAUGAUAAAGCAAUAAAUAAUUUAAAUAUAUCAUUAGAAUAUAAAGUCAAAUCAAUCAUUAAUUUGCCGCACAUAAUACUUGGAAAUAGCUUUUUAAAAAAAUCUCAUUAUGAUAAUGCUUUAAAGAAUUAUAUUAUUGCAUUAAAAAAUGAUCCAAAUAAUAAUUUGUGUCUUAAGAAUUGUGCAUACAUUUUUGAAAAACAAGAAGAUUAUAUAAAUUGUUCAAAAAUAUUAGACAGACUAUUAAAUACUAAUGAUAAAGAUUCAUUAAUUUUAUGUUAUUAUGGGGAAAUUCUUAAAAAUUUAAGAAGGUAUGAUGAAGCAGUAACAUAUUUUACAAAAGCAAAUAGUAUAGAUCCAGAAAAUAUUCAUAAUUUGAAUAAAAGAGCUAUUGCAUAUUUUGUUCUCCAAGAAUAUGAAAAAACUUUAUUAGAUCUUGAUAAAGUUAUACAAUUGGAUCCAUCAAAUAAUUUAGCACACUAUAAUAGGGGCUUAACAUAUUAUUCAAUAGGAAAUAUUGAGAAUGCUAUAACUUCUUUUGAAAAAUGUGUAGAAUUAGACCCUGAUGAUAAUUUAUCAAAAAUUCAGUUACAUUACAUGGAAUAUUUGCAAAAGAGAAAUAGGUCUAAAGAUUUAAAACAUGAUAUUAUAACAAAAAUAGAUCAAAUUCUCGAAGAUGAUAAAUCAUUGUCUUUAAUAUGGUAUGAUAGUGAUUUAACCAAACUUGGAAUUUUUGAUCCUUUUAGCAGUUUUUUAUACGGAAUGAUGAGAAUUUAUUUUAUUACAAACUUUAUAAAUUUGAACAAUGAAUUUCAGCAGUAUCAAGUAAAUGAUACAAAUAGUCUAUCAGGACAGGUUUUGUCUUUUGAUGGUAAAACAUUUACUAGUUUUAGUUUACCCGAACUUCAUGCUUAUCGGCGUUGUGUUAUUUGGAAAAUAAAUGUUAAAAAGAUACUAUCUAAAGAUUGCUUUAUAAAACUUAUAAUUAAAUAUGAAAUAGAUUCAACGUUUAUGCAGGAUGAACAUGUUUUAAAAUUUGAAGAUGUGUUAAAACUUGAAGGAUUAGGCUGGAUUGAACACUAUUCUUUUAAAAUACCUAAAACCACCUAUAAAAUACAAAGAAUACAACCUUCAAUUGAAGUAAAUGGUCUUAAUAUGAAUAUAUUUAAAUUUUAUUAA
Rhizophagus irregularis DAOM 181602=DAOM 197198 is the source of this 4377-nucleotide messenger RNA. NCBI's taxonomy places the organism in Eukaryota, Fungi, Glomeromycota, Glomeromycetes, Glomerales, Glomeraceae. The record is from RefSeq and is a predicted model, not a curated record.